CAAAAAUUCAAAAUGGCAGAAUGGCAGAAAAGUGUAAAAUACUCAAAUACUUCGUUCGUAUCUUUAUCUUCUAAGUGACAAUAAAAUAGUGUGUGACGUGGUGUAAUGGAAUUUCAGUGAAAUUGCAAAUAGAAACAACGUUUUUUAAAGUUUUGUUCAAACAGGAAAAAGAUACUCAAAAUUGUGAUCACAGAGAGUCGCUCGUCGUGUGGCGGAGGCGGUGGGUCGGAGGACUCGGAGGGGCGCGCGUCGUGGCGCGUGACGCUGGACCACGACCUGGUUGAGACCCUCAGUGCGAUAUACCCCGAGUGGUUCAAGCAGCCGCGUCGCGACCGCAGCCGCGCGGCCUCGCCCGCGCACUCGCCCGUCCGCUCGCUCGCCUCGCCGCUCACACCCGACACACCGACAGACGAUAACUUCAGUUCAGGAGCUGAGGAGAUGGCCGGCCGCCAAGCGAGCUGUAGCGGCGCGAGCGAGCCCCCGAGCUCGCCGCCGCGUGUGUCGCCCCCCAAGGUGGUUGUCGACGACAGCCCGCUGCAGCCCGCGAUGGGCAAACACAAAGAAUCAUUGAAGGUGAAGCUCAUGAUGCGACGCCCGAUCAACCAGUUGGUGGCGCAGGGAAUCAUGCCACCACUGAAAACACCGCCUGCCUAUUUCAAGCAACGAGUGCAAUUAGAGAGAGCGAAAACCGGAGAUUUGCUUAAAGCAAAAAUACAGAGUCGACCAGACCGACAAGAACUGGAACGAAGACACAUAUUAGAGCAAGAGAGCCAUGUAGAUCCCAGUUUGGCCGAGAAGCAGCGAAUGCUAAAGAAAGCGCGCCUGGCGGACCAGCUCAACGACCAGCUGUCGCACAGGCCCGGCCCUCUCGAGUUGAUCAAGAAGAACAUAUUGCACACCGAGGAAGACAUCGAGACUGCCGUCAAAAGCGGAGUCCUCGCGUUCAAGGCCACCAGCGAAGGCGCGUCGGGCCGGCCGCAGCACCCGUCGGCUUAUUGCGGCCCGCCCGAGGAGGCGUCGCCGUCGCCCUCGCCGCCUGCUGCGCUCUCGCCCGCCAGCGUCGCCUCCACGCCGCAGCACCCGGCGCCCGGCAAGGAUAAAGGCCGCAAAAAGUGCAAACAGAAGCCUAAAUCGCGGUUUAAAUUUCACGAGUACAAGGGCCCUCCGAAUGCCCAAAAAGCCUCGUCGCCCCCGGACUCGACGGAGACCCCGUACGAGCUGCUCCUGCAGCAACAGCAGCUGCUGCUGCAGCUCAUGCUGCCCGCGUCGCCCGCGCCCUCGUCCGCCGCGUCCGUGGCCUCCGACACAUCGGACGCGCUGGGCGCGCCGCCGCCGCCGCCCCCGCCGCCGCCGCUCGCCGCACCCUUCGCGCUCGCCGCCGCGCGCUUCGAGGACAUGAAGGUGUCCGACUUGCGCGCCGAGUGCAAGCGCCGCAACCUACGCGUGUCGGGCCCCAAGCCGCAGCUGAUAGACCGCCUGCGGCCCUAUCUCGAGAUGCAGGAGGAGGCGCCGCGCUCGCCCGUCUCGGUCGCCUCGCCCGACUCGAAGGCGGAGUCGGAGCCCUGCGACGAUAUCGUGCAGUCGCAGCGGCGACUCAUCGAGGAGCUCGAACGCCAGCUCGAGGAGUCGCGGCAGCAGCUGGAGGCGGUACGACGGGAAGCCGCGGGCGCCGCGGCCAGCGAUCAGAGUCGAAGGCUGCUCCAGGCUCACUUGUGUGUGACACAGUUGCGGGCGAAACUCGAUGCGCUCCAACAGCCCUCCAACCCCGCCCCCGCGCCGCAGCGCUACGUGCUGGCCGCGCCCGACACGACUCCCGAUCGCCUCGUGCGGCUAUUCACCGUCACGCCGCCGUCCGCGACCGGCGACGGGUCCUCCGACGCGACGAGCGGGAAGGCAAAUCAGGCGUACAUCCUGAACGGCGUCAAGGUCGUGCCGAUAGCCAUCCUUCCGACGACGCACUACGAGCCGGAGCGCGCGCCGCCGCCUCCGCCGCCACCGCCGCCGCCGCCGGUGCCGCAGCUGCCUGUGCCUGCGAUGCUCCACGACAACGCGGAGGACAGUCAGAUCAUGGACGACGUGCUUGAAAUUCUCGUCGAAAACGGCGAACUGCCGCCCUCGGCGGUCGGGGACGUGACCCCGAAUCGGUCUCUCGACGCCGGCUAUCUCACGGCCGGGUCUAGCGAGUUCACCCCGACGGACGUCCUGAGUGAUGAUAUUCUAGGGGAUUCGCACGUGCGGGACUCGCUCGCUGCUGACGAGCUGCAGAGAGAGCUCGAUGACAUUCAAAACGAAAUCAUGAGUCACGCAGAUUUGAACGCGAUCAGCGAUCGCUGCGAUAUCGAUUCCUCGGUGACCGAUAUAGAUCACGAUCUCAACGUGGAUUUACUCGCGAAUAACGAGUUCAACGCCAACUUCGCCGGUUCGGAUUCUACUUCGUGUAAUCACGAGGACUUUUUCGGUAGAUUCCUGGGGGAAGAUACGCCCGGCGCGAUGGAUAUCGACGACGAUGCGCCCGAAAGGAUGAGUAUGACGCCGCUAACCAACGGGGACAUCCUGGAUCACUCGCGCCCCGGCUUCGUGGACAUGAACGAACUGUCGCUGCCUUCGUUUCACGACGAGGACACGCGGCACGGCGGGUUCGAGGAGCGCCCCUGCGAGUUCGACUUCAAGGACUUCGACCUCAGCUCGAGUAUGAACAUGAACGUGGACGGCGAUGGCUACGACUACGUGCACGCGCAGCUGAUCCCUAACCUGUUCGGGCGCGGCCACACGCCGCAGUGCGACCCCGUGCUGGGCGGCGUGCUGGCGCGCCCGGCGCCGCGCCCCGCGCGCAAGCACUACUCGUGGGACAAGAUCGAGUACGACGCCACCUGACCCGCGCGGGCGUGCCCGGGACACUGAAGUGGCGCCUGACGACACAUGACACCCUAGCCCGUUGCUGUACACUGAAAAUAAAUGCACAGUAUUUGUACUACAUAGACUCGAAAAAUGCGGUGCUCUCUGUAUAACACGAGCGCACACGUGUAGCGGGCGGGAGGUCUCGUGAUACUGUGCGCGCGUAAUUUACAUGAUCUCUUAGUACCGCACGUCGUCGUACCUCGCGGGAGUUCGGGACCUGAAACACUGAACGUAUUCCGGCGCUCCCGUUGUCGCUUUAAAACCAUAGCGGCGUUAGAUUUAAAGUGAAACAGUAGAUAUUAUAAUACCGGGUAGCGGUUGUAACAUGACGCUAGUCUCGAUGCGGUGACGCGUUCUUCCAGGAUGGUGACUUAGUGAGGACUAGACGUAAUAUUAGAUUUAAUCCUUCGAAACACAUAGUGUUUGCGUGAUGAGUGGACCGGACGGAUAUUAUUUGGUACUUAAUAUUAUAUGAUACGUAUGUUUGUAUCGCUAGAUGGUAAUGUAGCGUAAGUGGUGUGUGUGCUAUUUAUUGGUGAGUGUGGAGCGUCCGUCACCACCGGCCGCGUGCCGUACUUAGCUCACGUAUUUAUGAUAAAUCCAUAUUAUUUACUGAGGCAUAUCUACUUAUGUAUAUAAUGAAAGUGUAAUAAAAUACUCAACAUAGUUGUGGAUAAACUGCAUUCCGCCCGAUGACUAAAAACUUAGGGGAAAAAAUUAUCAUAAGAGAUACUUCUUGUGCUUGAGGAGAUAGAACUAUCAUUAAACUGUGUGACGCCUCUAUUAACACACCACAGUUCCGUUUAAAAGGUUUAUUCUCUGUGAAUUUGCUAAUUUCCCAAAAUCAUAAGUAACAUUCCAGUCUUGUUGAAGUGCAAAUUGUGGCACAUCUGUAUCCUCAUCUCCCUUUAUAUUUCCAUUAGAAUAUGCCCAACUGACAUUGAAACGCGGCGUAAUUUACUAAGGGAGAGGGCAAGAUGCAUAUUCACAAGCCAUCGUCAUGGGUGGGACCAGCUCGGGAACAAUGUUAGUUAUGAUUCAUUUAGGUAAUGUAGGGAGCCGGCUCCGCGUAUGCAAACAAUUAUGCAAGCAUUCCUAUUUCAUUGUUUGUAAAUUGUACCUACUUCUUCCAUUUAUUGUUUAAGUCUGUAGACCCUUCAUAAAGUUUGGUGUUAGUGUGGUGUAAAUGAUUCAGCAAAAUGUUGUAUAACAGUACCCAGAAGGAAAUAUUGCACAUCCAACUUUAGAAAAAGGUCUCUGCUUCGUAGAGAGUGUUCUCUGGACCUCAUAUCUAUGUGAUGUUCCUUUGGUCUCAAUGAAAGAGACAACAUUCUGCAAAACCUUUAUCUCUUUCUAAAGUUUGAUGUGAAGUAGCGACUGCCGGUACUGUGAUUUGUUUAAUAUUUAUUUUAAUCGUAACAAAUUAUUAUAAAUAUUGUAUAAACAUAACAUUCUUGAAAAAGUAUCAUUCCAAUUAUUGUCUAAAGCUUAGGAUAGGUGCAUCUUUAUGGAUAAUUUUUAUUUCUUAAACAAUGUAAGAUUGUUUGCAUAAUUGUUUGUUAAGUAAUUUAUUUAUGUAUCCUUAAUAGAGUACCUAAUUUAAUUCAGGUUUAUCGAUUAGUAUUUUCAUUUUAGAAUAUUGUGUUUGCGUUCACCUCGGCUUUUUCACAAUUUAUAAAAAUUAUGAAAAACCGUAACUCAGAAUGUAUAUGCCAUUAUUUGCAUUUAUAUUUUUAAUUUGUUAAAUACCCAUAGCGACAACGAAUGUGGCCUCACUGCCCUAAUGUGCCAAUGUUACACAAUAUGAAAAUUUCAAAAUACAUAUUUCCAUAAGUAGUUUAUUUUUUAUAUUUGAUAAGUUUUCCUUUGUCAGUGGUCUGAAUGUUAACUAUGUUGGUAGAGAUAUGUGAUAGUACUUUAGGAUAUAAAGUAGUUCUAAAGUACAUUCAUGUAUGGUUUGGUGCUAUAAAUAUGUAAGUGAAAUAGUAUUGUAUUGAAAUACACAUAAAAAAAAUAUUUAACAACUUAACAGUGAAAACGUAAGUCUUUUGAUUAAUGUAUAAAAAUAAACUAGAUGACUACUCAGCAAUUCGUCUUUAAAAGUUUAAUUGCAUAGAUAUAUAAAAUGAUCCAUUUCACUGAUUUAUGUAACAAUUAAAAGUUCAUUAUAAUUUGUUUUUGCUUUACGUACUAAAAUUAAAUAAUAUUCCAUUAUCUAAGUAAAUUAAAACUAAUGAAAUUUCUAAUUGCUCAGCCAAAUUGUACCUAUCCAUUCUAGCCAAUUAUACUAAUUCUUCAAAGAUAAACUAUUAUUGUAUUGCUAUCUUUGAAGACAUACUUAAUAAAGUGUGUUAUGAGCUUGCUAUACCAUUUUGGGUUAGUUUAAUUUAAAAUAUUUAACACAAGGAAAUAUUAAGUGAGAUUAAAGUUUGAGUAUAUUAUUAGUAUGUAUCUGCAUAUUUGUUAUUGUUGUAAUUAUUGUAGGAGAGUUUUAACAUUUGUUUUCUAAUAGUUUAUAUUUGGAAGUGAUAUACAGUGCUGAAUUUGAAUAAUUUAAGCUGUUUACAUUAAAACUAGAAUAUCGAUAGAAUAACUGGCUUCGUUAUAUUGCUCGUAUUAACCUUAAUACCUAUUUAAAUUAUUUGUAUAGUUACCUUCAUUUGAAAUACAUAAAGCAAUAAUGUAAACAAUAAAGAAAAACAGAUAAGUAUAAUUAUGUAAACACUAUCUAGCACAGCCAAGUAUUCAUUAAGGUUGUCACAAAAGGUGCAUAUAAUAUUUUAUAUUUCAUUAUCGGCGCACAAAAUUGGUACUGUUGGUAUAACAUUCGGUACGCACAUUUUACAUAUAUGUAGAUACAUCUUAAAGGCACGCGAUCUAAAGUCUUCUAUCAUGUACUAGAUUUUCCUAUCUGUAAUAUAUACAGUUAUUUCAGAUAAUCUGUCAAAUGUGUAACUGGGCCUACCUUGGUUCUAGAGUACCUGAUGGCAACCAUGUUAGAAUGAUCUGAUAGUCAGUCGAUCGCUCAGUAUCUGCAGAUAAAUUAAUCAAAUUUUUUUUUUUUUACUUUUAAUGAAAAUAUUACAAUAAAACUUAAAGCUAGCCUUAUCAACAAUUAAAUUUACAUAUUUAUUAUUAUUGUACAUAUUUCAUUAUGCGCCAGAUACAAAUAUCUUAUAAUAUGUUCCGUGUGACAAGCCUAGUUAAUCUUGAACCCUAUUUAUUCCUUAUAAAAUGGUUUUUUACCUUGCUGUAUAAUGAAGCCUUGUAAAUAAUUACCAAGCCUUUACUAGUAUGUUUAAGGAAUUGUUGAAACAAAACUUUGUCAUAAA
This is a messenger RNA of Maniola jurtina (meadow brown), 6230 nucleotides long. RefSeq names its product actin cytoskeleton-regulatory complex protein PAN1 (gene Mrtf). The record is from RefSeq and is a predicted model, not a curated record. NCBI's taxonomy places the organism in Eukaryota, Metazoa, Arthropoda, Insecta, Lepidoptera, Nymphalidae. The transcript has 6 exons. Bases 439 to 2874 code for a protein of 811 amino acids.